ACUGGACACAUACAACGAUUUUGCCAGAACACUCAUAACACAAACGAUAUUCCCCCAAAUAAUCGACAGAGUCAACAGUCGACUUACAAUGCAAACUUGGCGACUAAUAGUAAUAACCCUUUUGGACAAAAUAAUGUUGCCACAACACAAGUGCCCGAAGCAAAUAAUACCCAACUAAUUAAUACUGAUGCCCUUCUUUUACAGAUCCAGACGCUUGCUAACAUAGAACCCCCGAAAGAUGAUGUAAGCGAAGGGAUCGAGCAAGCUGAGGAAACACCUAUAGCACCCGAGCAA
Molecule: messenger RNA, 294 nt
Organism: Ambispora leptoticha
Lineage: Eukaryota; Fungi; Glomeromycota; Glomeromycetes; Archaeosporales; Ambisporaceae
Source: the annotation of a GenBank genome assembly